AAAUCAAUAAAGAGAAGUAUUUUCAAGCUUUUAAGCUGUAAUAACUUGAGAACCACUUACCCCACGUCAACGAAAACCCCACACAAACAGUGGUACUGUAACAAGGCCAAUGGUGUAUUCAGAGCUUUACAGAACAAACUGAUCUUUACUUCCUUACAAAGAGUAGAAACCUAAAUCAUUUUCCAGCCAUAGAAUUAAAUUGGUUUGUGGGUUCUGUUUGUUUCCGAGUUCUUGAAAAUGGGUUCGUCAGAUCGGUUGUUUUCCAGGCAGAGAACUGUUCAUCAAAUUCUUGGAGGAGGACUUGCUGCAGAUUUGAUGCUAUGGAGGCGAAAGAAUCUGACAGCAGGAAUUUUAGUGGUGACUUUGGCUGCUUGGGUGGUGUUUGAGAUAUCUGGUUAUACACUGCUUUCAUUAUCCUCAAGUGUGCUCUUGCUUCUCUUCACAGUUCUUUUCCUUUGGGCAAAAUCAGCAGCAAUUUUGAACAGACCUUCUCCACCUAUACCACACUUGCAUAUCUCAGAAGAAGUCACAAAUGAAGCAGCAACGCUCAUUCGCUAUCACGUAAAUGCCUUGCUAUCUGUUUUUGAGGAUAUUGCACUUGGUCGGGACUCAGAAAUGUUCAUAAAAGUGGCUCUAAGUCUUCUGCUGAUAUCUGUAAUCGGGAGUGUCACUGAUUUUCUCACAUUGGGCUACACCAGCCUGUUUAUUGUUCUUACAGUUCCGGCACUUUAUGAAAGAUAUGAAGAUUGUAUUGAUACAUAUGCGCUUAAGAGCUACAGAAAGCUGCAACUGUUUUACAUAAGAUUUGAUGCAGUGUGUAUCAGCAAGGUUCGGAAAUGGAUUUUGGAGGCAAAGAAAUUUAACUAACGAUGCAUUUGCUUUGUUUCCACAUUCUUUUCUUUUUGGCUCACACAUUUUCUUGGCCGUGUUUGUCAAUUUUGUAAAAACAAUAUCUUCAAUUUGUGUUUGUCCCAUAGAAGGUGAAAACAAGACACAUUAUCUCUCUCGACUACAUCAACUAUCAAUAGAUUCUUUAUUUCAUAA
Molecule: messenger RNA, 1044 nt
Organism: Olea europaea var. sylvestris
Lineage: Eukaryota; Viridiplantae; Streptophyta; Magnoliopsida; Lamiales; Oleaceae
Product: reticulon-like protein B12
Exons: 4
Coding region: 238-867 (209 amino acids)
Source: RefSeq, a predicted model, not a curated record